AUGGAUUAUCAGAAAUUAUUUAGUGUCAUUCCUAAAGAACCAAGAAGAUGGACUUAAUGUGAUGUUGAAUGCUGGUUGGAAUUUAUAGGAUUAUAAGAUUUAUCUAAUGUUUUUUGUAUAGAUUGAUAAUUCAAUUUUAUAGAAAGAAAUGCUAUUGAUGGAGCUUGUUUAGAAGUAUUAAAUGAUGAUGAUUUGAAUGAAUUAGGCAUAAAUUCUAAUGUUAAAAAGAAGAAGAUUUUAUAGUGGAUUCAAAAUGGAUUCAUAGAAUAUAAAUAAUUUGUAAGAAACAAUAUUGGUUAAAGUGAAUGGUCUAUUGCAAGCAAAUAAAUUAUAAAUAAAGAAAAUCUUGAUUAUACUCCUAUAUAAAGAUUGAAUGAUUUUAAACCAAAAAAAGAAGAUAACUUUUAAGAUUAUCAUAAAGUUGAAUUAGUGGAAUCUAUGAAAGUAGUUGAUGCACCUCAAAUCUUAAGAUAACCAAAAUAAAAUUUAGAAGCCACUAAAAUUCCAUCAUAUCCAAAUUCAAUUAAAUAGAUGGAAUCUAUAAAUACUAUUGAAAUAAUUUGCAUAGGUGAUAAUUAGAAAAUUAGUGUUACAGAAAAAGGACUAAGUAUAGGGAGAAAUCCUGAGAAUACUUUAAUAUUAAGUGAAGAUUAUGUAAGUAGAAAUCAUUGUGUAAUUGAAUUUGAUUAGAAAACAAAGAAUUAUUAUUUAAAAGAUACUGGAAGUACUUCUGGGACUUUUGUAUUAUUAAUGCAACCAUCAUUAAUGAGAAUAGGUUUGAUUUUACAUAUGGGAAGCAUGUAAUAUAAAAUAGAAUAGAUGAAUUGUAAUAAUUAAUAAUGUGAUGUGGUAUUGAGAGUAGUAGAAGGAUUAUAAAAGAAUUAAAAGUUUUAAUUUUAAUUAGUUAAGAAUUAGAAUUGUCUUAAAUUUGGUAGAUAAUUAGAGUAAUUUAAAAUGGAUACAGUAAUAUAAUAUAUUUAUAUAGUUAGCAUUUAUCUGGUAUUCAUUCCCAAUUUAGUUAUACAGAUGAUGGAUUGAUAUUAGAAGAUAUGGGUAGUAGAAAUGGAGUUUGGGUUAGAUUAAGUGAAUAAGGAUAAUGUAGUGAGAGAGUAAAGUUAACUUAGGAUAGAUAAUUUAGACUUGGUUAUGAAAAAAUAUAUUUGUGUAAUAUAAAUAAUAUUAAAUGAA
This is a messenger RNA of Paramecium primaurelia, 1188 nucleotides long. NCBI's taxonomy places the organism in Eukaryota, Ciliophora, Oligohymenophorea, Peniculida, Parameciidae. The record is from the annotation of a GenBank genome assembly.